AUGUCAGGCCCAAUUCAGAGUGAUGCUGUCUAUCGACUGACUCCGAAAUCCGCGUCUGGGCUAAGACUCGAGCUGUCCAACGGCGACCCUGGCAACGGCACGCAGGCGCAAGGAUGGAGCGAGAUGCACGAUCAUGCUUUCUACAACCAGGUCUGGCUUCUUACGAAGGACCCACAGGGUUGGUGGAGAUUUGUGAAUCUUCGAUCCGGAAGUAGGUCCAUUGCGUCUCAGUCUUUGAGAGCCGCUGGUGAGGUUGAAACUGAUAACUCGGACUUGAAAUUAGCGAGUCUUGAUUUGGCGGGUAGUAGCUCAGCCAAUGGCACUAAGAUACAAGGCUGGGCUACGCUUGACAAUGAUCACCAAAAGUGGUUCAUCACCGACGCGGGCAGUGGAUACUGGAAGUGA
Molecule: messenger RNA, 405 nt
Organism: Aspergillus pseudoviridinutans
Lineage: Eukaryota; Fungi; Ascomycota; Eurotiomycetes; Eurotiales; Aspergillaceae
Exons: 2
Coding region: 1-405 (134 amino acids)
Source: RefSeq, a predicted model, not a curated record